CACUUGCACAGUGUCAUACCAACAACAUCAACAUGAAAUUCUUGAUCGUAGUCGCCCUUGCCGUCGCAGCGGUCAGCGCUGAAGAGGCUAAGAAGACCGAGAAGCGUGGUCUGGCCGGCCUCGGCUACGGUGGUCUUGGCUAUGGCGGCCUCGGCUACGGUGGACAUGGCCUCGGCUAUGCCUCUGGAUAUGGCGGACUUGGCUAUGGAGGCUACGGAGGAUAUGGUGGAUACGCUGCCGCACCCGUAGCUGUCAGCAAAGUGUCCUACACCACCGCUCACGGCGGUUAUGGCGGCUAUGGCGGAUAUGGCGGAUAUGGUGGAUAUGGUGGAUAUGGCGGAUACGGUCUUGGUAGUGGUUACUCUGGUCUUGGCGGAUAUGGCGGCUACGCUGGCCACGGUGGCUACUACAGCUCCCCCAUCAUCAGCGGCUACGGUGGCUACUCUGGUUUAGGCUACGGCCAUGGUCUCGGCUACGGUGGACUUGGCUACGGACACCACUAAGCCCAAACUCCCUGUUCUUAUGCAAAAUGUGUUCAAUAACAUGUAAUACUCGACAUUAAGGACUAAGGUUAAAUUUGUACAUUUUUUUAAAUAUAAAUAUAUGGAGCGUACUAUGACAUUGGAAUAAUAACUCGAAACACCGCUCUCGGACGAUGUAUUUAUGUGAUAUUUUUAUAAAGUUUUUUUUUUGCUAAUUGUAAAUAUUUAAUAAAACUUAUAUAUUAUAUA
This is a messenger RNA of Melitaea cinxia (Glanville fritillary), 731 nucleotides long. RefSeq names its product keratin-associated protein 19-2-like (gene CPG6). The record is from RefSeq and is a predicted model, not a curated record. The coding region runs from base 33 to 503 and encodes 156 amino acids. The transcript is spliced from 4 exons. NCBI's taxonomy places the organism in Eukaryota, Metazoa, Arthropoda, Insecta, Lepidoptera, Nymphalidae.